GAAUCUGAAGCAGGCUCCAGGCUCUGAGCUGUCAGCACAGAGCCCAACUCAGGGCUCUACCCCAUGAACAGUGAGAUCAUAACCUGAGCCGAAGUCAGAUGCUCAAUUGACUGAGCCACCCAGGCACCCUGCAGUGAGUUUCUGAGGUAAAAACAAAACCUCUUCCUGUGAGCCAAGCAUGGAGGUAUCACGCCACUUCUAUUAUGGAAUAUCCAUGUGUGGCCCCGAAACUGGCCUAAGUGUGACUUGCGAGUUAAUGAUUACCCUAGCAGGUGUCUUAAACUGCUUGGUUUCACUGGGCUUGUGCAAACAGUUCACCUACAGAGGAAUCUUCAGAAAGCGGCAUGUUCCCUUUGCUCUCUGGAGCUGGACUGGUGGUUCUGAACCUAGUGACCUCUGCUAGGAGCCUGAAGACAGAACCCUUUAGUGGUUCUGGGGACCAGCCACACUUCCAUGGAGCAGAUCGAUCUGACUUUGCCAUCAUGAUCCCUCCAGGAGGCACAGAGUGCUUCUGGCAAUUUGCCUACCAGACUGGAUACUUCUAUUUCAGUUAUGAGGUGCAGCGGACACUGGGAAUGUCACAUGACCGGCAUGUUGCUGCCACAGCACAUACCCCACAGGGUUUCCUCAUAGACUCCUCUCAGGAUGUUCGGGGCCAGAUUAACUUCUCUAUCAAAGAGACAGGUUUUUAUCAGCUUUGUCUAAAAAAUCAGCAAAAUCACUUUGGUUCUGUCCAAGUUUACCUCAAUUUUGGAGUUUUCUACGAGGGGCCUGAGAUGGACCACAAACAGAAGAAUGAAAGAAAACAACUGAAUGAUACCCUGGAUGCAAUUGAGGAGAGUACACGGAAGAUGCAGAACAACAUCUUUCACAUGUGGCGGUAUUACAACUUUGCCCGCAUGAGGAAAAUGGCUGACUUUUUCCUUCUCCAAUCAAACUAUAACUACGUGAACUGGUGGUCGACAGCUCAGAGCUUUGUUAUUGUUCUUUCUGGAAUCCUGCAGCUGUAUUUCUUGAAGCGUCUCUUUAAUGUCCCAAAGGUUACAGACACAAAAAAGCCAAGAUGCUAAGCCAAAAUGACUACAGCACCCUAGUCCUUUUCUUCUGAGUCACGAGCUUUGUAAAAUUAUUGGAAAAAAAAUCAACUUGUUAGAACAUAUUAGUCUAUUGCUCUCCUUUCCUAUUGCCUCAAAAUGGCAAUAAAUAAUAAAAAUGUAUAAGUAUUGAUAUUGGCUAUUACAAAAGUGUGCGCUAAGUGAUGCUACCAUCAAAAUACCGUUCAUCAUACAGCAGUCCCUUAACUCUAAGUUUAUCUAGAGGGUUGAGAACCAUGGGAGGGAGAAGAGUUGAAAAAAAUGGGACAAAAACAUACACAUCUCAGUUUUAUGCGUUGCAUACAAAAACAGGAAUUGGCAGACUGCUUUUUUGUAGUUGAAAAAUGUUUUAUUUUUAGAGAUGUCACCUUUGGAAUUUAAAAUAAGCAGGAAAAAAAGAAAAGCAGAUUUAAAACAGGCAGUUUAAAAAACUUAGUGGAAUUUUUUCAUUAAAAAAAAACAUUUUAAUAAUUCCAAAAAUAAUUUUAGGAAGCAUGGGAAGAGCUGAAUUAUAUCAAGGUCUCUGAUUAGUGCUGUCUAGUCCAGUUAAGUAAAGGCUCCCAUGGGAA
This is a messenger RNA of Panthera uncia (snow leopard), 1663 nucleotides long. It is a transcript of the gene TMED6, whose product is annotated as transmembrane p24 trafficking protein 6. NCBI's taxonomy places the organism in Eukaryota, Metazoa, Chordata, Mammalia, Carnivora, Felidae. Gene Ontology annotation, cellular component: COPII-coated ER to Golgi transport vesicle; endoplasmic reticulum; endoplasmic reticulum-Golgi intermediate compartment. The transcript has 4 exons. Gene Ontology annotation, biological process: intracellular protein transport; endoplasmic reticulum to Golgi vesicle-mediated transport; Golgi organization. Bases 345 to 1070 code for a protein of 241 amino acids. The record is from RefSeq and is a predicted model, not a curated record.